GAAGGUGGAGGAGCGUGAUGCUACAACCUCCUUAUAAAGCGACUCUCUCACGUCGUGGCUUGGAAAUUACAGCACGUUGCCGAAAAUUGACGACUUUGACGCACACACGCACUCUCACACAGACCGAGCACCGCCGCCAUGACGUGGACCGACGUAGAGGACAUGCUCCACUGGGCCGAGGUACCUGUCUUUUGGGUAGGAGCCUUCACAGUGGCUGCUCUACUGGUGUGGCUCCUUUACCGGCUGCUCUCCGGCUUCAGCAUCUGGGUUCUGGGCAACGGCCAGCUGCUCUCCCCCAAACUGGGCAAGUGGGCAGUUGUGACGGGAGCCACUGAUGGGAUCGGGAAAUCCUACGCGGAGGAGCUUGCUCGUCGAGGGUUUGCUAUAGCGUUGAUCAGCCGCUCCCAGGACAAGUUGGACGACGUGGCCAGGUCACUUGAGAAGCAGUUUGGAGUGGAGACUAAAACCAUUGCAGUCGACUUCGGAAAGACCAACAUCUACCCCACCAUCGAGGCGGGACUGGCAGCUCUGGAGAUUGGUGUCCUGGUCAACAACGUUGGAGUGUCCUAUCCCUACCCUGAGUACUACCUGCAUAUUCCAGAUCUAGACAACUUCAUCACAAAUAUGAUCAAUGUCAACAUGACAUCAGUGUGCCAGAUGACCCGGCUGGUGCUGCCAAGAAUGGCUGAGAGAUCCAAAGGUGUCAUCUUGAACAUAUCGUCUGCCAGUGGCAUGUACCCCGUCCCUCUGCUCACCGUUUACUCCGCCACAAAGGCCUUUGUGGAUUUCUUCUCCCGCGGCCUCCAAGAGGAGUACAGGCGUCAGGGUAUCAUCAUCCAGAGCGUGCUGCCCUUCUUUGUGGUCACUAAGAUGACCCGCAUCAGGAAGCCCACCCUGGACAAGCCCACCCCGGAGCGCUACGUGGCCGCCGAGCUCAAUACUGUGGGCCUGCAGAGUCAGACUAACGGAUACUUUCCCCACGCCGUCAUGGGGUGGGUGACCACCAGGCUGGUGCCAAUCAGCAUCGUCAUCUUCCUGGGUGCCAGAAUGAACCGCCUCCAGCGUACGGGAUACCUGCAGAGGAGGAAGCUGCGGGAGCAGAGGAACGGAACCAGUUUGAAGUCGGAAUAAGAAUAUUGUGACCCAAUGCAGUGUUGAAGGAAGGGAGUGAGAUGUUUGUGUGUGUGUGUGUAUAUGUAACAUUGAGAACUGACCUGCGUGUGUGUGUGUGUGUGCGUGUGUGAGACGUGUAUUAAAAAUGGAAACCUCCCUAUUGGAAAUUAGGCAGAGGACAGUGGGGGCUGAAGUUUGCUGCUCGCGCCAAAGGACCUGUUACUUGACACUGAUGGUGGAUGUUAGUACAACCAAAAAGAAAAAAAAAUAGAGUGGUUUGUUAACCCUGCUGUUGUAAGCAGUGGAAAAUGGUGGUGGGUUUUUAUAAAUAGAUAGGAACAGUAUAUGUAAAAUUAUUUAUUUUAUAUUUGUAUAAACACACAAGACACACCCUUAUCUUUACGACUAGUCCUGUUUACACAGCAGUGAGCUGCCAGGUUAACUUUGUGUAGGUGUAUCGGUCAAGACACUGUUUCUGUAACAAUGCUGCCGCACCAACGUAUAAAGGUUAGACAGGCUAAACAAGAGUGCCUUUUUGCAGAGAUUGAUGCUGGAAUGAUGACACAGUUGCCUUUUGUGUUAUUCCAAUUAUCACUUGAAAGUUCAUGUUAUAUACAGUGUGUGAAUAUUGGCCUCAAAGUGAUGGUGCCACUGAUUCUUGUCAUGUUAAUGAUGAGCACGUCCCAGUUCAGCGUAUGAAAUGUACUGACCAGUGCCUCGAGUCUAAGCUGUCUUUUUUUUUUUUUUUUAAAUGUAUUAUGCACUGUUGACUUUACAUUCCAGCUUUUUUUCUACUUUUUUGCUAAUAAAAAAGACAUUCAACUA
This is a messenger RNA of Dunckerocampus dactyliophorus (ringed pipefish), 1938 nucleotides long. It is a transcript of the gene hsd17b12a, whose product is annotated as hydroxysteroid (17-beta) dehydrogenase 12a. Gene Ontology annotation, cellular component: endoplasmic reticulum. The transcript has 11 exons. Bases 139 to 1131 code for a protein of 330 amino acids. NCBI's taxonomy places the organism in Eukaryota, Metazoa, Chordata, Actinopteri, Syngnathiformes, Syngnathidae. The record is from RefSeq and is a predicted model, not a curated record. Gene Ontology annotation, molecular function: oxidoreductase activity.